CGACCACGGAACCGGGACCGACCACGGAACGGGGACCGGGACCGGGGCGGUGACCACGGAACCGGGGCCGGGGGUGGUCACGGAGCUCGGAGCCCCGGUGGCCGCAGGUGUCCGUCUGUCCGUCCGUCCGUCCCCAUGACCGUCACCUACACGUCCCGCGUGGCCACCGCGCGCUUCGGGGGCUUCUCGCGGCUGCUGCUGCUGUGGCGCGGGAGCAUCUACAAACUGCUCUACCGGGAGCUGCUCCUCUUCCUCACCGCCUACCUGGGGCUCAGCCUGGCCUACCGGUUCCUGCUGUCCGAGGAGCAGCGGCGCCUCUUCGAGAAGCUGGUGCUGUACUGUGACAAAUCGGCCGAGCUGAUCCCCGUGUCCUUCGUGCUCGGUUUUUACGUGGCGCUGGUGCUGGAGCGCUGGUGGGGGCAGUUCCGUGCUACGGGCCGGCCGCCGCCGUACAAACGGUUCCCGCACUGGUGCAGGCCGGUGGGCCGCUGGUGCCGCUGGGACGCUGGUGCCACUGGGUUCCUGACGCGCGAGGAGCGGCGCCGCCUCGAGGCUUUGCGCUCGCCCUACAACAAGUUCUGGGUUCCGUGCGUGUGGUUCGGGGCGCUGGCGGGCCGGGCGCGGCAGGAGGGGCGCAUCGGGGACGACUGCGCGCUCAAGCUGCUCAUGGAGGAGCUGAACCGGUUCCGGGCCCACUGCAGCCUCCUGUUCCACUACGACUGGAUCAGCGUGCCGCUGGUGUACACCCAGGUGGUGACCAUCGCCGUGUACACCUUUUUCCUCACCUGCCUGGUGGGGCGGCAGUUCCUGGACCCCUCCCAGGGCUACCCCGGGCACGAGCUGGACCUGGGCGUGCCCGUGUUCACCCUGCUGCAGUUCUUCUUCUACGUGGGAUGGCUCAAGGUGGCAGAGCAGCUCAUUAACCCUUUCGGGGAGGACGACGACGACUUCGAGACCAACACCCUAAUCGACCGCAACUUCCAGGUGAGGGGGGCACAGGUGGGUCAGGGGGGGCACAGGUGCCCCCAGGUGUGCCCAGGUGUGCCCCCAAGUACCCCCAGGUGUAUCAGAGGUACCCCCAGGUGCCCUCAAUGCCCCCCAGGUGUAUCAGAGGUGACUCUAGGUACCUCCAGGUGUGCCCAGGUGCCCCCCCUAGGUACCCAGGUGCCCCGGGCCCCCAGGUGUCGAUGCGGCGUGGCGAGCCUACGGGGGGUCCCGGUCUGGGUACCCGGUGCCCCCCACCGUCCCCGUGCCCCCCCGGUGCCCCCCGCGGUCUGCCUCGACGUCACGUGA
Messenger RNA from Camarhynchus parvulus, 1293 nucleotides. RefSeq names its product bestrophin 2 (gene BEST2). Gene Ontology annotation, molecular function: chloride channel activity. Bases 136 to 1293 code for a protein of 385 amino acids. The record is from RefSeq and is a predicted model, not a curated record. The transcript has 9 exons. Lineage: Eukaryota; Metazoa; Chordata; Aves; Passeriformes; Thraupidae.